AUGAUAAAUAUCAUCAAUAAGUUUUUCAAGAUACAAGACCAGCAAAAACUACAAUCUUCAAAUGAUAACAUUUGCAAAGAAAAUAGCCAUGCUGAAAUAAAUGAAAUUAUUAGAAUGCAUGAUUUUUCACCAUUAGAUAAUCCAAUUUUAUCUUCUUUAUCACAAACAACACGUUCUGAAAAUGAAAUUUUCAUAGAGAAGGAAAAUGUAAUUGACAAAAGUAUUAUUGAAGAUAAUGAGCAUAUUAAAGAAAAUAAAAUGAUUAAAGAUGAUAAGAGUAUAGAUGAUGAUGAUGAAAGGAUCAAAAGUGAUAAUAAAAGAGUUGAUAGUGAUGAUAAAAGCGAAUUGUAA
Molecule: messenger RNA, 351 nt
Organism: Funneliformis caledonium
Lineage: Eukaryota; Fungi; Glomeromycota; Glomeromycetes; Glomerales; Glomeraceae
Source: the annotation of a GenBank genome assembly